ACGGUGUCUGCAAGGUCGUCUCGAACCACCCAUGCCGCUCUCACCCAGCUUCUCAAAGGUCCUGCUUCUGAGGCGUUCAGCUUCGCCACCUGGGCCCUACCCUUCCCCCCGCCAAUUCUUGUGCGGGCAGCAAAUGACACCUCUUGCACUAGGGGCCGGGCCCACAUUCCCGUGCCCUUGCCGCAGUUCACCCCCCGGCUAGCCCUAAACACGCCUACACCCCCACUUCCUCUCUCUGAGGGCUGUCCUUCCGGCUGGGCUCCCUUCUAAUUGGCUGGCGGUGAGCUUCCUCGGGGCCUCCGCCACUCCGAGGGUGCCACCGCGGCCACUCUAGCCGCCGUCCCGUGGUUUGGCCUCGCUCUUUCGGCUGCAAGCCCUGUGGUGUUGGCGACGACAUGUGGCGGCUCCCGGGACUCCUGGGCCGAGCUCUUCCCCAUCUGCUGGGACCUGGCGUCCAUGGGGUGACCCCCAAGUCCACCAGCCCAGGUGGGUCUCAGGCUACCUCCUCCAACCUGCUGGUCCCUGUGCCCAGUUUUGACAGGUCUGGCCCCCACGGCCCAGGCCCAGGCCCAGGCCCACGCCCAAGCAGGGGCCCAAAGUCCCAUGGAUGGAAGGAUGCCUUCCAGUGGAUGUCUGCCCGUGACUCCCGGAACACAUUGUGGGAUGCCAUAUCAUGGGGCACUCUGGCCGUGCUGGCCCUGCAGCUGGCAAGGCAGAUCCACUUCCAGGCGUCCCUGCCGGCAGGACCUCAGCGAGCGGAGCACUGCUCUUGGCGCGGUCCCCUGAACUGUUUCCUGUCAUCUUCCUUGAGGCACGCACGUUCCUCACUGCGGAGACACAUUCUGCCCAUCCCUGCUAGCCCGGCUCCCAGGCACACUGGCCUCAGCGAACUCAGGCUGGGCCAGGAAGAACCCUCCACUCAACCCCAGAGCCUCUCUUCACCCACCUCCUUGAGAGCAGCUAGUCUUCAGUGUCCCUCUGAGGAAGAUCCCAGUGACAUCGGCUUCUUGCACGCCAGCGGUAGCUUCAAGUCGAAGGCAAAGCCAGCACAACCUCAGCCCACUGGCGAAAAGCAGGAACAAGAUAAAUCAAAAAGUCUUUCCCUCGAGGAGGCCGUGACUUCCAUUCAGCAGCUCUUCCAGCUCAGUGUUUCCAUCGCUUUCAACUUCCUGGGGACAGAGAACAUGAGGGAUGGGGACUACAUGGCAGCCUUUUCUUACUUCCAGAAAGCAGCAGACCGCGGCUACAGCAAAGCACAGUACAACGUGGGUUUGUGUCACGAGCAUGGCAGAGGCACCCCCAGGGACCUCAGCAAGGCAGCCUCUUAUUACCAGCUGGCUGCCAGCCAGGGCCACAGCCUGGCUCAGUACCGCUAUGCCAGGUGCCUACUGCAAGACCCAGCCUCCUCGUGGGACCCUGAGCGGCAGAGGGCAGUGUCCAUGCUGAAGCAGGCUGCAGACUCAGGCUUGAGAGAGGCCCAAGCUUUCCUCGGGGUGCUUUUCACCAAGGAGCCGUACCUGGACGAGCAGAGAGCCGUGAGAUAUCUUUGGCUUGCAGCCAGCAAUGGGGACCCACAGAGCAGGUACCACUUGGGAAUUUGCUAUGAGAAGGGCCUUGGUGUGCAGAGGAAUCUGGGAGAGGCUGUGAGAUGUUACCAGCAGUCAGCAGCUCUGGGGAACGCGCCCGCCCAGGAGAGGCUGCAGACCCUCUUUUCCGUGGAGGCAGCAGCCCCGGGGCCCAGUGACCUGGCAGUGAGAAGACUGAAGUCCUUUUCCAGCCCCUCCCUCUGCAGCCUGAACACCCUGCUGGCGGGAGCCUCGUGCCUGCCACACGCCUCGAGCACAGGGAAUCUUGGCCUCCUCUGUCACAGAGCCAGCCCCGGAGCCCCCAGCAGGGCUGUCCCCCUUCACCCCUACCCCUUGGAAAGGCGUCUCGUCAGACUGGGUUUUGGCUAAGACCUUCACAUUUCACUCAGCCCUAAAGAUGGAGCCUGCGAGUUCUCAGAGAGAUACCACAACUUGAAUCCCAAAGAAGAGGCCAGUUAUUCACCUGCCUUCCCAAAGAAUAUUAAGUACCUGCCCAGCACAGUAAAGAAGAGGAAAGUGUGUAAAGACCCAGAUUCUGGCCACGUCCGCUUGAAGCAGUGGCCUAACUUGCUGUGUUGUUUCCUCAAUUAUAGACCAAGGGCAGUAGUGUCUGCCCUCCUGCCCUCCUACCCUCCAAGGCUAAUGUGGGGCAUUUCACUGCAGAAAGGGCCUUGGUGCUCAGUUAGGUCUGAGGAGGCAGAGUGAUGCCCAUGGUUAUGUGGCUUUAUGAGUCACUAGGCCAGGACAAGGACCCCAGCCUCCUGACUCCUGGCCCAGGGCUCUUUUGCACAGUUUUCACUGUAAUUUUAUAUAAAAGCGUUAUUAUCGUCCUGCCGAUAUGAGGGAGUAGAUGGCGAUUGAGCCCUGGGAGUCUUGGAGCAGGAGAGUGCAGAUUUCAAGAUCCUCGUUUGUGAAACGUUUGUGCCAGAAAUGGAUGGGAGUUUAAUAAAACAGAUACUGGAUUAUCUCAUCA
Hippopotamus amphibius kiboko is the source of this 2559-nucleotide messenger RNA. It is a transcript of the gene DELE1, whose product is annotated as DAP3 binding cell death enhancer 1. The coding region runs from base 396 to 1955 and encodes 519 amino acids. The transcript has 13 exons. NCBI's taxonomy places the organism in Eukaryota, Metazoa, Chordata, Mammalia, Artiodactyla, Hippopotamidae. Gene Ontology annotation, molecular function: protein binding. The record is from RefSeq and is a predicted model, not a curated record.